Messenger RNA from Apodemus sylvaticus (European woodmouse), 1267 nucleotides. RefSeq names its product glyoxylate and hydroxypyruvate reductase (gene Grhpr). The record is from RefSeq and is a predicted model, not a curated record. The coding region runs from base 60 to 1052 and encodes 330 amino acids. The transcript is spliced from 9 exons. Gene Ontology annotation, molecular function: hydroxypyruvate reductase [NAD(P)H] activity; NAD binding; glyoxylate reductase (NADPH) activity. Gene Ontology annotation, cellular component: cytosol. NCBI's taxonomy places the organism in Eukaryota, Metazoa, Chordata, Mammalia, Rodentia, Muridae.
CCCACACUUCCGUCGCCUUCUGCAAGGCAGCCUGGUUCGUGUUUGCUGCUGAGGGUCUUAUGAAAGCGGCGCGACUCAUGAAGGUGUUCGUCACUGGCCCGUUGCCGGCCGAGGGCAGGGCUGCGCUCGCCCAGGCCAAAGACUGUGAGGUGGAGCAGUGGAACUCGGAUGAUCCCAUCCCCAGAAAGGAUCUGGAGGAAGGUGUGGUGGGGGCCCAUGGCUUGCUCUGCCGCCUCACUGACCGUGUGGACAAGAAACUUCUGGAUGCUGCAGGAGCCAACCUCAGAGUGGUCAGCACCCUGUCUGUGGGGGUGGAUCACUUGGCUUUGGAUGAAAUCAAGUCGCGCGGGAUCCGGGUGGGGUACACGCCAGGUGUCCUGACAGAUGCCACUGCAGAACUCGCCGUCUCCCUCCUACUCACCACCUGCCGCCGGUUGCCAGAGGCCAUAGAGGAAGUCAAGAACGGCGGCUGGAGCUCCUGGAGCCCCUUAUGGAUGUGCGGCUACGGACUCUCACAGAGCACUGUUGGCAUCGUGGGGCUGGGGCGCAUAGGUCACCUGCACUUGCCCUCUGGAAGGUGGGACCAAGCCAUAGAAGGGUUUCUUGCCUCCAGGUCAGGCCAUUGCUCGACGACUGAAACCAUUUGGUGUCCAGAGAUUUCUCUAUGCGGGGCGCCAGCCCAAGCCUCAGGAAGCAGCAGAGUUUCAGGCAGAGUUUGUGCCUAUUACUCAGCUGGCUGCGGAGUCAGACUUCAUUGUAGUCUCCUGCUCCUUGACACCCGCUACCAGGGGGCUCUGCGGCAAGGAUUUCUUCCAGAAGAUGAAGAACACAGCUGUCUUUGUCAACAUCAGCAGAGGAGAUGUGGUAAACCAGGAAGACCUGUACCAGGCAUUGGCCAGUGGCCAGAUUGCAGCAGCAGGACUGGAUGUGACCACCCCAGAACCACUGCCUCUGAGCCACCCCCUGCUGACCCUCAAGAACUGCGUGAUCCUGCCCCACAUUGGCAGCGCCACCUACAAGACUCGCAACACCAUGUCCUUGCUGGCGGCUAACAACUUGCUGGCUGGCCUAAGAGGGGAGCCGAUGCCCAGUGAACUCAAGCUGUAGCCAGAUGGCCUUCCAUGGGCUGGAGACAUCUUGCUGGACAGAGCCAAGCUGGCCUUCGGACUGAGAGCCUGGGGCAUGCCUCCUCCACUGUGUUUUCAGGGAGUGUGCCACAUACUUGCCAAAAGCCUGUAAUUUUAGCAUUAAACAAUUCCUGACACUA